CGACGUCGCAACUAGAAAAAGUCAACCAUCGACGAUUGCUUGAGUUCCCCACAGGUCGCUGUAGUCAUACGACUCAGGCUUUGCGAUGAAAUCCCGGCCGAUGUUUUCCACCUUCGUAAAACCUCUGCAGUCGAAUAGCGCAUUUGGGAGAUUACCACGUCAUCGACAUUUAUACACGCGGGCUACCACAGCAGGGUUGAGCUGCCAGAUAUGGUAUGAGAGGUCACAGUACACCACGCAACAAGCGGGAUAUGAAAAGAUAGUCGGAGUGCAGGGCAGGCGGCAUGCCUCAUCGUCAGCAGCACCUGCGAAAAGGACAGGUCACAAUAUCGCAGCAGCACCUCCGCCAUUGAGCAAAACCAACAGCACAAGAGUACCUGCAAAGACAAGCCCCCAGCGACCUCUACAACCGGUACGGAAUUCUCCUUCUUCCCCUCUUCCUCCAGUACCGAUACACCCGUCGAAAAGCGCCACUGCCCCAACCCUCCGAGCCAUAGAGAAACUCAACCCUCCACCCUUUGCCUACGCCCCCGAAAUCUCCGUCCCCGCCCGAAAAGCCGAUCAGAACCUCAUCAAGUGGCUUUGGAGCGCCGGCCGCGCAUACCUCGCCUUCUACAAAAAGGGCAUCUCACACGUGCGCCAAACGGCCAAACUAGCAAAGUCUCUGCGCAAAAAGGCAGCUGCUCACACGCCGAAAAGGCCAAUGACCGAGGUCUUGACGAGAGCGGAAUGGCAAGUCGUACGACGAAGCAGGCGCGAUGUCUUGCGCCUUCCUGUCUUUGGCGUCUUGAUGCUUUUGCUGGGUGAGUGGUUGCCGGUUGUGGUUUUGUACUUGACGCCCGUUAUACCGGAGGUGUGUCGUAUACCGCAGCAAGUCGAGCGGACGCUACGAAAGCGAGAGGAUAAGCGGCAGGAUCGGCUUCGGAAGAUUAGUCUGAAGUCCAUGCGGUUGUUGGGUAAGGAUCGGCCUGCUUCUAGUACGUUGUCUGAUUCAUCCUCGUCUGGAGCGAUUCCCAAGGGAAAGACCUGGGCGGAUAUGAGUCUUUUCGAACUCUGUGUCACGGCUGCCAAGUUGGAUGUGUAUCCCGCGGUUUUUGACUGGGUUCCGCUUGCGCCGCCGAAAUGGUGGAUGCAGCGCAGUGUGAGGCGGAAACUGGAGUACCUAGAGACGGAUUAUAGGCUCAUUGAACGGGAUGGGGGGCUUGGCGGGUUGAAUGCUGAGGAGGUGAAACGGGCGUGUGUGGAGAGGGGGGUUGUGGUGUUAGGGAGGAAGGAGGAGGAGCUUAGGAGGGCGUUGGCGGGGGUGUGGGCGGAGGCCAGGAGGUAGUGUGGGAGAUGGAAAUAGAUGGGACUUUUUUUUAGAUGUGUAUAUAAGGGAUGAGAAUGUUCCUCCGGUAUGAUGC
Molecule: messenger RNA, 1403 nt
Organism: Bipolaris sorokiniana ND90Pr
Lineage: Eukaryota; Fungi; Ascomycota; Dothideomycetes; Pleosporales; Pleosporaceae
Exons: 1
Coding region: 86-1327 (413 amino acids)
Biological process (GO): intracellular monoatomic cation homeostasis
Cellular component (GO): mitochondrial inner membrane
Molecular function (GO): ribosome binding
Source: RefSeq, a predicted model, not a curated record